GUCGUGACUUCCGGUUGUCAGAAUUCCCCCAGACGCAGCGGCUGCCGGGGAAGGGGAAUUGUGCGGCCCUAAGUCGCCUUUGCCCCGGUGGUGGUGGUGGGCUCCGGGUGGGCUCGCUCAGCCCCUGCUGCGAUGCAUCCGCGGCGCCCGGACGGAUUCGAUGGCCUGGGCUACCGGGGUGGUGGCCGGGACGAGCAGGGAUUUGGUGGCGCUUUCCCUGCCAGGUCCUUCACCUCCGGGUCGGACCUAGGCCACUGGGUGACUACUCCCCCAGACAUCCCCGGCAGCCGCAACCUGCACUGGGGAGAGAAAAGCCCGCCCUACGGCGUGCCCUCCGCCUCCACCCCGCACGAGGGCCCCGCGGAGGAACCCUUUCCCGGCGGCUGCAGUACCAGCGUGCAGGGGCAAAGCACUGAACAGUUGAAUAGAUUCGCUGGAUUUGGUAUUGGACUUGCAAGUCUCUUUACAGAAAAUGUACUGGCCCAUCCUUGCAUUGUUCUACGCCGCCAAUGUCAGGUUAAUUACCAUGCUCGGCAUUAUCAUCUCACACCAUUUACAAUCAUCAACAUUAUGUACAGCUUCAACAAAACUCAGGGACCAAGAGCCCUGUGGAAAGGAAUGGGAAGUACGUUUAUUGUACAGGGAGUCACACUUGGAGCAGAAGGCAUAAUUAGUGAAUUUACACCUUUGCCAAGGGAGAUUUCACAUAAAUGGAAUCCCAAACAAAUAGGUGAACACCUUCUACUGAAAUCCCUAACUUAUAUGGUGGCAAUGCCUUUUUAUUCAGCAAGUUUAAUUGAAACUGUACAGAGUGAGAUAAUUCGAGAUAAUACUGGGAUUUUGGAAUGUGUAAAAGAAGGAAUUGGAAGAGUGAUAGGUUUGGGAGUGCCUCAUAGUAAACGACUCCUUCCACUUCUUUCCCUGGUCUUCCCUACGGUGCUGCAUGGAGUUCUUCAUUACAUCAUCAGCUCGAUCAUUCAGAAGUUUGUCCUGCUAAUUCUAAAGAGAAAGACUUACAAUAACCACUUAGCUGAGAGCACUAGCCCUGUGCAGAGUAUGUUGGAUGCUUAUUUUCCAGAACUUAUUGCUAAUUUUGCUGCCAGUCUUUGCUCUGACAUUAUACUUUACCCAUUGGAAACAGUUUUACACCGCCUUCACAUUCAAGGAACACGCACGAUAAUUGACAAUACAGACCUUGGCUACGAAGUACUUCCAAUAAAUACACAGUAUGAGGGAAUGAGAGACUGUAUCAAUACCAUAAAGCAGGAGGAAGGAAUGCUUGGCUUUUAUAAAGGGUUUGGUGCUGUUAUAAUACAGUACACACUGCAUGCAGCUGUCUUACAGAUUACCAAAAUUAUUUACUCAACACUUCUUCAAAAUAGCAUUUGAGAUUUAGGUUCUAUCACUGGUUAGUAUAAAAGACCCAAUCUGGAUAAUUUGCUAUGAAAUUAUGAGGGAUAAAAGUGAAAUACUGGGGGGAAAAUGGACUGGAAAAUGAAGCUGGUAGAAAAAGCCCAUGCUGAUUAUAUUGACACUUUUGUGUUUUUUAUUUGUUUGUUUUGUUUUGUUUUAAGGCAUAGGUAUAUAUUUUGGAUCAAAACUAUUGAAACUUGAAAACUUAAUAAAAAUGACACUUGUAAGAGUGAAAUUUUAGCUGGUUUAACACUCAUGCUGAAGCAAAAAUGAUACUGGGCAAAAGCAAAAAUUUAUCUUCAAAUAUGUAAAGUGAAAUUUUAUUGAGUCGGAUCUAUCCUAUCUGACCUUAAUAUUUGUUACAGGUUUAUUUUUCCUUCUAGAUUGAUAUUGAUAUAUUGUCCUAAUACAGUGUAUAAUAUCAGAAGGUUGUACCUUUAAACAAAUAAAUUAUGUCAUCAUUGAAUAAGACUAAAGAUUAGAUUUGGCAAUCUGUAAGCAGGAGUUAAAGGGUUUUAAAUCAUAUUUUCCCUAUGUAACUAUUUUAGUGGCUGUAUAUAAUAUAUAAGGCCAUUUCUGUACACAUAUAGAACUUGGAAUUUCCUUCAACCCUACAAAAUUUUCUACUCAUACAUCAGCUUAUUGCAUAAAAUACACUUUCUGCUUUAAUAUCAGUAAAACAUCAAAGUCAAGGUACCCAGAAGAUUUUAAUCAAACAUAGCACACUUGUCCGCAUCCAAACCCAGUGUUUCAGUGCCAGCAACUUAAAAUUCAUCAUAUGUUUAUAAAGUUUCGUUUGCUUGGCUAGUUUUGUGAAUUGUCAGGCUAUUUUUAGGGCAACUUUUAAGAAAUAAUCAUGACAACUAUUAUUCCUUCCAUAUUUACAAAUUGUGUACUCAAAAGGAACCUCAUAACUUUCAUUUCUGAAUGACUUAUCUUAAGCAAAAUUAAAAUUUACCUGGGAAUUUGUGCCUCUUGCCUACUAUAUAGUCAUCAUUAAUUAAUUACAUCAAUUUUUAUCUUUCAGUUUUAAAAAAGUUUCAUUCUCCAAACAAUACAUUUAAAGAAAAAUGUAAGAUAUGCUUAUCCCUUUUUAUUUAAACUUGUUUGGAUGAAUACUGAAGAAAAAUAUACAAACCUUAAAGGAAAUUUGUCCUUGUGUUUUAUUUUACAUUUCAACAAAUAAGUAACAGAAAAAAAUUGUUAAUCAGUUUAAUUUUUAAAAGUCUUUCUAAAUUUAAUUUGGUGAAUUACACUCUGUAGUAUCAAAUAAUAUGCAUUUGACUAAUCUACUAUUAAGCAUCUUAAAGUUUCAUUUCUAAACAAGAAUGGUCACCUUUUUUCUAUGAACCAUGAAGCACUCUAAAGUGCAGUGACUUUGGAUGUUGUCCAACCUAGAUUGCAUACAAACAGAUUCAUGUUAUUUUUAAAAUGUCACAGAGAUGGUUAUGAAUAAUUUUGGAACACACAAAAAGGAUACCCAGGUAUGUGAAACAGUGUAUAAGUAGCGACUCUUUACUAGUGUGUAUAUGUUUACUGAAUAACAUCAAGUUUUCCAUUUUUAAAUUCCACUGAGAGGGAAAGUAAACCCCAUUGGUCACAUUUUCUAUUUUAUGGUUAAUCUUUUAGUUUGUGGCUUACUUUAUCCAACCCGUGGGGUUUAAAUUUUUUUUAUUGUUUUUGAAAUGCUAAAUAAUGUUUUAUAUAUUUAUAAUAUAUUCAGCUUCCUGAACCUCUCAUUUUAUUAAAAUGAAGUGGUUUCAAAGAAGAUAAAUCAGAAAAUUUCAAUUUUCAGAAAUUUUCUAGGACAGAAUAUAAUGGGAAUCAAGUAUUACUACUAGUGAAAGUCUGUAGAAUCCUUCACCUAGCUAAAAAUCAGGUAUUUCAAGAUUUAUUGAAUGUUAGCAUGAUUAUGCAGUUAUAUAUAUUGAUUUUGUUUGCAUGAUUAUGCAGUUAUAUAUUUAUUUCAUUAUUGAGUCAUGGCUGAUGACCAAACUGCACACAUUUCUUUUUUCUGUUUGAAGAAAGAAUGCAAAUUAACAUGAAAACUAAAAUGGAGUAGUGUUAAAUAAAAUAUUAAUUAUUUUUUACUGUCUUUUCCAAAUUAGUUGAAAUAUAAUCUUUAAAAACCAAACAGUCUGACAGGCAUAGUGGUAUGUACACAUCUAUAAUCCCAGUUACUCAGGAGGCUUACAGAUUUGAGGACAGCCUGGGAAACAAUGAGACCUUGUCUUAAAAUGAAAAGUAGAAGGGACUAGGGAUGUAGUUUAGUGGUAGAGCAUUCCUGGGUUCAAUCCCCAAUACUAUGGGGAGUGUGGGGGGCGGGGUGGAAAUAAGCAUUUAACUGGUCAAGUGUUUUUCAGUGAAUUUAUAAAAGAACUGUCAGAUAAACUCUGCCCCUUUUAAAAUUUGCUAUUUUAAAUAUGGGUGCAAAAAUCUAAUCUCCAUAGCAUACAUUUCUUAAUAGUUCAAAUUAUGUUAUUAAAUUCAAUAUUACCAGUAGCAUCAUGGAUAGGAUUCUAUUAGGUAGUUCUGCAAGCCCACUGGUCCUCUUAUUAUAAGCCAGAUUUUGACCAUGGAGCUUGUGAUAUGAUAUGCUUCCCUUACAUUGCAGGGUUUCUUAAUUUGAGUAAAAUAGACUGAAAGUGGUAAAAUUAAAAACUGGUAAAGAUUAAUCCGUUUUGUGAAUUUAUGAAUUUAUUUGCUAAGUUGUAUAUAUAGACCUUCUUAACCUCAAUUUUAUAGGCCCUUAAAAAAAUCCUAAAUUAAUGAAGUUUUAGUCAAGCUUCCAUACUUUAGCACUGAUAUAAAAUAGUAAAAGCAAGCUAAUUUGCAAAGGGUUAUGAAUGGACUAUUAGAUACUUUAGUCAGUGCUUUUAGAAACAAAACUGGAAGGGUAAGAGAUCCUGCUCACUUGUGCAGAUGUGCCUGACUGUUAAUAACUGGUUUCAGCUCUGGCUUAGUUGUAACUGUACAAAGUAUUCACUUUAUUAAUUGAGCAUAAAUAUUUAAAUAUUUCUAUCCAAUUAUAUAUCUGUUCAGAAAAUAAAGAAGAUGCUGAUUUGAUAAAUUGAUUUGUCAACCGAGAUUGUGGAGGAUGUUUUUCCUCAGUGUUCUUAUCCAUCUUAUGGAACUAAAAGACUUCCGGGUAUCGAAAAGUUAUCCAAGUUUGAAUUUAUUUUCAAAACUUAUCUAAGCAAAUAAAAUCCCUUGCACUAGAAUUGGAAAAAUGUUUAAUGUUGGCAUUUCUGCUUUCUCUUUCAAGUAGUUGUACAUAAUCUCGCUCUCUCUCCUUUCACCCAUUAUAAAUUAAAUGAAAUGUGUAAUGUCUUUUUUUUUGGAGCCUUUGAGUAUCACUGAUAUACUAAUAAGUUGUGUAGCAGUGUAAUAAAAACUUGUAAUUUGACAAUGAACCUUAUGCAUUAUUACCUCAUCUAGAAAGAGGUGUUUUGUCUGUGUCUUUUCUUUUUAAUUUGUUUUUGUCUGAUUGGCAUUUUAAAUGUUUUUGGUAGCAAAUUGUGUAAUAUGAAAAGUUCAAUAAAAUGUUGAAAUAACACUA
Messenger RNA from Ictidomys tridecemlineatus (thirteen-lined ground squirrel), 4972 nucleotides. It is a transcript of the gene Slc25a46, whose product is annotated as solute carrier family 25 member 46. Lineage: Eukaryota; Metazoa; Chordata; Mammalia; Rodentia; Sciuridae. Gene Ontology annotation, cellular component: mitochondrial outer membrane. The record is from RefSeq and is a predicted model, not a curated record. Gene Ontology annotation, biological process: mitochondrial fission; axon development; mitochondrial membrane fission.